AAGUUGUCUCGUAGGGUUGACGGGGAUGAGCCAGCGAGCGGUGUGAGCUCAAGGCGGAUUCGUUAAUUCGGGACGCUGGUUCGGAGAUCAUGUAGCUUAUUGCAACGAGUUUCCGGACAGUCGUUUUCCGUGAUUCUCUUAGCGUAGGAACCGGCUCGCAUUAGCAACGUUGUAAGAAACGAGCCCGUUCGCGUUCCAUGACUUCUCCACUCGAUCACACGUUAACAGAAGAUGACAGUAUUAGAAACGGAGGAAGACGCAGAUAAACGCUCGGUUCCUCCUAGAAAGAAGUUCUGCUUGUCCCUGUCCGGCCGCGGACGUGCAAUUCCCAUUGUCGUCCCGCAGCCCCCUCCUACAUCCACAAGAGGGGGCCUUCUGGAUAGAACAGAUUUUUCAUUUAGUACAAGCAAAAUGUUGAAUGGCUAUCGAAAUCAGGUUAGCAAUUAUCAGGAUGGAAGUUACGACAUGUCUGGUACCAGUUCGGAAGGAUUGAAGAUAGCCACUUUAUGCAAUCUAGGAAAUACCUGCUUCCUCAAUAGUGUAUUAUAUACUUUACGAUUCGCGCCUUCCUUUCUGCACAAUUUACAUCAUCUAGCCACUGACUUGUCUAACCUAAAUGAUAAGCAACUUCAGACAAAAGCCAAAUCUUCUUCAUUAGGUAGAACCGGUGUAUCGUUAACAUCGAGCAGUAGUCGUAGUUGGAGCAGUAAAGAUCUAUUGGCAUUAGCUGGGUCAACAUCAGAAGCCAAUAAACCACGUAUUCAAAUAGCCACUGAAAGAUUACACGAGCUCUUUAUGGCACUACGAGCUUCGGAAGUACGAGAGAAUAGCGAACCGUAUCAACCGGAUGCCUUUUUACAAGCUCUUAGAGAAGUAAAUCCAAUAUUUGAAGGAAAUCAGCAGCAGGAUGCUCACGAGCUGCUAGUCUGUUUGCUUGAUAACAUUAGAGAGACUUUUCAAUUAUUGGUCAGAUAUAGAGAGAGCCAAUUCGGUCAAAGCAACGGUGGUUUUCCUGAAUUUACCGCAAAUCACUCGUCGACAGACACACAGUCAGAGAGCAGCAGUUCCGGGAAGAGAAGCAUUCGUAAGUCCAGAAAGAAGAAGAAGAUUACGAGCAGAGGGAGUUCGGUAUCUCUUGCGCAGCCAAAUACGAACGGCGUCGUAGGACCCGCGAGACUGUAUGAGAACGGUCACGCAGAGUUUGUCGAAAGUAACGGCGAGAUUGGAAUACGUAAGCCGGAAAGCAAGAAAUGUUUUAUCUCAGAGGAUUUUGAAGGUGUCAGCCUAUUGCGCACAACAUGUCUCGAAUGUGAACACGUGACGGAAAGGAAGGAGACAUUUUGCGAUAUAUGCGUUCCCAUUGACAUCGAUCGUUCGAAUGAGAAAGAUAAUGAUGGUGAAUUGGUGGAUAGCAGUGAGGUAUACAAACGCGCUGUAGUGACUAGUGAAUUGCUUUGGGGUAGGGAUAAGUACUGGUGUGCACGGUGCCUACGGUAUAAUGAAGCUCGUAGAGCCGUAUGUUUUCCUUCCUUACCCAGACUCCUUAUCUUGCAGUUGAAGAGGUUUUCUACUGCUGCUGGUUCGAUGGAGAAAAUCAAUAAUCACAUGCCCACGCCACUUACCUUGCAAUGCUUCUGCGAGGAGUGCAGUAAUGAUGAGACCCAUGGGACGACAGCUGGUAGUAGCACGGAGACGCGACACGUGUACAAAUUAUAUUCGGUUAUAAUGCACCAAGGUGCAACGAUGACCGCCGGUCAUUACGUCGCUUAUACACGUUUACCCGACGAACCUGCGUACGCGGAGUAUUCCCAAUGCGAUCGCGACAAUAAACGGCAGAAUUUGAGUCAGGCUGGUACCGCGAGCGCGAACUCGUCAUCGUCUUCUUCCUCUUCAGACAAACCAUUGGGUAUACUUAAGUACUUGUACAGAAGCAAGCCCAGCACAAACGAGAAUAAGGAACAGCUGGUGAAUAGGAUCGGCUGUCGUAGCAUGGACUGUUGCGGCAUUAAACGAAAUAAACAGGGCGUCACAUGGCUGGAGUGCGACGAUGAGGCGGUACACGUGAUCCCACUGCGAGAACUCGAGGACAAAUUAGCGCCCAACGCGCGGAAUUCCGCCACCCCUUAUCUCUUGUUCUACGUGAGGUCGACGACGUAAGCCGCCGUUUUUUGUCUCCCUCCCGCGACGGAAGUUUAAUAUCAAAAUGUCUCGGUUUGGAAUUCCAAGCGAGGCAACGAGCACACGAUGACAAAAACGGGCCUCGUUCUUCCCAUACUUGCCCUCUCUUCCUUCUCCUCUCCCUCUUCUCUUCCUCCGUAUUCUCCAAUAAUUACGCGCUGUGAUGUAUCGCACAUUCCAGAUCACCCGAGUUCUUCUUCCUCUAUACGUGCCGCAUCGGGUUUUAGAGAGGCGAGCGUGUAUUAUUUUCGUAGGAAGUAAAACUGUCUAUCGCCAAUCAUGUUACGUAAGGUAGAGUCCCGGCGAGAUCGGGUGGUAUACGAAUCGACCUCUGUAUAUGUAACGAAACACCAUCGAGCUCGAUUUAACGAAUCGUAAAGCGAGCGACGCGAUUCCGCGCGUAGACGACUUAGCCUUAGUUGGGACGUGGAACGUUUUAUCAUUCAGUUAUCUGUAAAAUAAAAAAAAAUUAUGUAUUCUUGACACACCUGUCUAUCGCACGUGCUUUGUGCCGUAUCGUGAGAUGGAGGCACCUGACCCAAUCCUUAGAAAAUCUACAAGCGACUUUAUA
Molecule: messenger RNA, 2749 nt
Organism: Mycetomoellerius zeteki
Lineage: Eukaryota; Metazoa; Arthropoda; Insecta; Hymenoptera; Formicidae
Gene: Usp1
Product: ubiquitin specific protease 1
Exons: 7
Coding region: 232-2157 (641 amino acids)
Biological process (GO): protein deubiquitination
Cellular component (GO): nucleus; cytosol
Molecular function (GO): cysteine-type deubiquitinase activity
Source: RefSeq, a predicted model, not a curated record